AGACAAUUACCUGUAACUUGGCCCUUGGUAGUUCGCUUCAUAUCCGCUCCAUCCUUGCUGGAACUUUUUCGACAGUAACUUAUUCAUGCCAUCUUAAGAAACGCAAACAUUGAAUAAUUUAUAUUGUCGCAUAGUUUCAAAUGAGUCGUUGGAGGCACGGCGAUCCCCGCGGCCAGUGGAGCAGCAUGUGAACGUACCGCUUAGCAAGCUAAGAAGGCACAAUGGAUGUUCUCGCCAUAACAACAGCGGGAUAUGGAGGGAGGUUGUGCUUUUUGGAUGAAACCAGCCUCUGCUAUGCAAGUGGGCAUGGCGUCGUCAUUCACGACAAGGAUACCGGUUUGCAGAAGCACAUCUGGACGCUCCCCGAGGGUCAUGGCCACCCGCCCCCCAACAUGGCCCCCGCCACCUUCGCCACCUGCCCCGGCGGCCACCUGCUGGCCUACGUGCAGCAGGGCGGGCAGCAGCAGCAGAUCCAGGUGGUGCAGCAGGAGACGCUGCAGCCCGCCUCAACCAUCAAGGACCCCGGCGCGCGGCAUGUGGAAUUCGCGCAGCUCGCUUUCGACGCCGAGGGCACCCGCCUGCUCAGCAUCGGCGGUCCGCCCGACAACCAGCUGGACGUGUGGGACGUGGACACCAAGGAGCCGCUGGUGCGGAUGCAGCUGCCGGAUGCGCUGACGGGGCUCGAACCCGCGUUCUUCCCGCUGAACAGCGAGGUGCUUGCGGUGGCGGGACCGGAUGCGGCGCGGGUGGUGUGGGACGAGCCGCUGGUGGGCACGCAUGUGGUGCGGCAGAGCGAGGUGGACCUGUCGGUGCUGGUGGAUGGGGAGCGGCUGACGUGCAUUGCCUGGACCCCCAAUGGCACGCUGCUCCUGGGAACCAACGCGGGCCGACUCCUGGGGGCCAAGCGCGCGGCGCCACCUGCCGUACCCGCCGGCGGCUGGGGCGAGCAGCUCAGCGGCGGUCACCUGGCGGAGCUGCUGUACGGCGACCCGGUGCCGCCGCCACCGCCGCCGACGGCACCGCUGACGGCGCUUCCGUCGCCUGUGUCCAUGCUGGCGAGCAGUGGCGUGGCGGCGGCACGGACGGGCGUGGUAGCGGUGGUGCCGACCGCGACGCAUGUGCUGCUGGUGCUGGCGGGAGACGCGGAGACAUCCGCGCAGCUGGUUUGGCUCUGCCCGCAAACCCUCACCCUCGUUGGCAGCUCCGCGCUGCCCCUGCGCAGCCUCGUUCGAGCCGUCGCAUCUCCCUCGUACACCCAACUCGCCAUCGCCGACGCUGACGGCGCCAUCUUCCUCUGCUCCACCGCCUGCCCUGCCAGUGCCGACGGCACUCGCACCACCGAAAGCGGCAACUCGCUUCCCAAUGUUCACAGCAGCCAAAGCGGCGCGGUGGCCGGCGGCGUGUCGGCGUCGCCGUCGUCUACGACGACGGACAUCUGGGCGAUUCCCACCUCGCCGCGGCAUGGCAACAGUCGCGCCGGCAGCCCCACGGGGGACGGGCUCGGCGGCAGCUGCUCUGCGAGCCAGUCGGGGGCGGCCGCGCAUCUGCAGAUGGUGGAGGUGGCUCGCUUCCACCGGGGACGCAUCGUGUCGUGCCUGUGGCUGUCCCACACGCGACUGGUAACAGCUGGCGCGGAUGGCUCGGUGCGCAUGUGGAGCUACCUCCCCACCGACACCUCCGCUGGAGACCCGCCCGACCCCGGCGCCACCCCUUCAACCACAACCGCAGCCCCCAGCUCCUCCGCAGCCCCCUCGCCCUCCCCCGCGCUCCUGCUGGACGCCAUGUGGCACGUGGAGCAGCCCGUGACGUGCAUGAUCGGCCUGAACCCCCCCUCCGGAGCGGCCCCUGAAAGCGCCAGCGCCAGCGCCUCCGAAACCAGCGUCCCCGACGUGGUGAUGGGGCUUCCCGUGGCAGGGCACCAUACACACACGCACUACCGUGGUGGUGCCGCAGGAGGGGGAGGAGGGCCGGGUAAUGUCGUACCGUUGCCGCCGGCGUUUCUGAUUGGUACGGCAGGAGGUGUUGUACAGUUGUUUAAUACGGAUCGCGUGCCGGCUGUGGCGGCGGAGGUGGCGGAUGUGGGUCCGGUGGUGAAGUCGCUGUCACCGACGUGGGAGGUUCGGCUGUUUGAUGGGCCGGCUACGGCAGCCGCGUUCUCACCGGACGGCCACUACUGUGCCGUGUCCUGCACUGCCGAGUCCAAGGUCGCCUUCCUGCGCAUCAUGGUGCUGGGUCACGAGAUCUCCAUGCGCGUGCUGGGCUUCUACCCCAUGCGGGAGCCCAGGCACCUCGCCUGGGCGCCGCCGGAGCCCGGAGGCAGCGGCAUCCACCCCAUGCUGGUCGUAAGCUCCAUCCUGGGGGAGGUGGUCGUGCUGGGUAUUCCUGAUGCCAGCGCCAUCGAAGACGCCUCCCAGGAAGGCCUGCUGACCCGUGGGUCGCUCGUGAAGGCGACGUUCCGCGCGCAGUCGCACAUCACCAGCCUGGCGGUGUAUCCCUCGGCGGGAUCGGAGGCGCGCACCGGCGGAGGGCACUUUUGGGUGUUUGCUGCGUGCUCGGAUAAGAGCAUUCGGAGGUACCGGAUGUGCACGGACCAGCAAAAGGCUGCAGCAGCCGUCGCCGCCCGCGCCUCCGCUGUCGCCGCCGCUGCCGCCGCCACCGGCGACGGCGCCGCUGCCACCUCCCCCACCACCUCCGUCGGCAGCUCGCCCUACCGCGGCGGCAGCAGCGGCUCCCCAAACCUCACCCGUGGCAAGUCUUUUGGCAUGGGACGAGCCAUGUCCAUGGCCUCGACUCAAAACUUCCAAAUGCCGGAAUGCGAGAAGCAGAUGGAGUUGCAGCUCGCGGCAACCGCCAUGUCCAUCAGCCUGGUGCCUGGUGCGACGGCGGCGGCGGCAGCCGCCGCCGUCGCCGGCGGCAGCGGUGGCGGAGGCUCCAUCGCCUCCGCCACCACCUCCACCUCCACCAUCGGCGGCGGCUACCACGGCCCGCCGCUGCGCAUGGCGGUGGCUGCGGGGGACGGCAGCGUGGCGGUGUACAAGCUGCCGGAGAUAAGCCUGCAGGGGCGCUGGCUGCUGCAUGAGAUGGCGUCCGGCGGCGCGUCGGCGGUGUGCCUGCUUGGUGACCGGCUGCUGUCUGCGGGCGGUGAGGGAACCAUACAGGUCGUGGAGCUCUCCAACGCCGCCGGUCGCGCCCGCCACGCCACCCACCGUGCCAGCCACGUGGGCGGCAGCCAGGCCUCCGCCAGCGUCCUCUCCGCCUUCAGCGGCGGCACCGCCGUCGUCAGCAACCCCUCCGGCCCCUCACCCACACCCGGCGCGCGUCCGGUGCUUGUGGGCGGCAUGGCGGCGCAGCGCAGUGCCUUCUUCACGGCAACCGGGCCACCGAGGCCGCGUGGCCUGGAGCGAGCGACCCUUGGGUCGCUCCUGCCGGUGUACAGCCGGGCGCUGCUGCCGGGGGUGCGGACAGGCGCGGAGGGGGCACCAACGUGGCAGCAGGCCAGGACCCAAGCCAUCCAGCAGAUGCACCGCGAGCAGCUCGCCACCUUCCGCGCGCGGGCGCAGGCGCAGUGCCGCGAGUGGGCGCAGCGCAUCGAGCAGCUCAAGGAACUGAACGAGGCCGCGGAGGGUAUGGAGCGGCUGACGCCCGAGGAGUUUGUGAUCGACGUGGGGUUGCGGCGGGACAUGCUGGCGGCGGGGGAGGCGCGCUACCGGGCAGUGAAGGCGAGGGUGGCGAGGGAGAUGCUGAUGCUGCAGUACAAGCGUCAGAAGCUGCGGGAGGAGUGUCAGGGGGGCAUGGAGGAGGUGGCUCGCCCCCUCAUGGCGCUCCCCGAGUACACCUUCGUCACCCCGGCUGACACAGCGGAGGCGCGGAAAGCCCGAGGGGAUGGAGGUGCUGCUGCAGCUGCUGCCGCCGCUGCUGGUGGUGGUGGUGGCGGAACUGGCGGUGCUGCCGGCGGUGCUGCCGGCGGUGCUGCCGGCGGUGCUGCCGGCGGCGGCGGUGGUGGAGGUGCCGAGAUUGGAGGAGUGGUGGCGGCGCGGACUUCCACUCGCUCCCCCACGGACUCGUGUGUGUGGAGCUACGGGCUGCGGAAGAUGUCUCCGGCGCAGCAGCUGCGGUUGCGGCAGGUCACCUUCCUCCGCAAGGUGGAGCAGGCGGAGUGCGCGCAGCGGUACGGCAUGGACCGCGGCGCGGUGGUGCCGCUGCGGCGCUACCGGGGCGACAUGCAGCGGCGCUUCCACCUGGCCACGGAGGGGGAGGAGGCCGCAGCAGCGGGGGGGAAUGCGGGAGGGCAGGGAGGAGGGCAGGGAGGGCAGGGAGGAGGAGGACAAGGAGGGCAGGGAGGGCAGGGAGGAGGAGGAGGAGGGCAGCUGGGGCGUGGGGUUAGUUUCCAGCAGCAGCCUGGGCAGGGAGGGGGGCAGCAGGGAGGGGGGCAGCAGGGUCAGAGCUAUGAUGACGAGUUGGAGCUGGAGGAUGAGCCGCAGGGGGGAGCGGGGGGGCUGAGCAGGUCGGCUACACGGAAGUUCCGAGAGGACGGUUACGAGGGGUCGGAGCUGGGGUACGGCGAGACGGGGCUGCUGUACGCGGACGUGCAGCUGUACACGCACUGCCGGCGGGCCGCGCAGGUGGUGCUAAUCCAGGAGGAGCUCCGCGCCCUCCGCCGCCUCUUCAACGCGCGCUGGCGUGCGGCCCGCACCGCCAAGCAGAAGGGUCUGGACCGUAUCGACGAGCGGCUGGGGCGCAUCGUGGAGAUACAGCGCGAGCUGACCAAGCUGGCGCUGGAGGAGGGCGCGUGGGAGCCGCCGGCCGCCUGCGCCGCGCACACCCCGGGCGAGCUGUACUUCUGGACGGAGGCCGAGGAGAUGGUGGCGCUGGCGGAUGUGCGGUAUGAUGAGGUGAAAGUCCCCAAGUACGUGUCCCCCGAGGAGCUGGCUCGCCGCGCCGCUGCCGCCGCGGAGGAGGAGGCGGCCCGCCGGCGCGCGGAGGCGGACGACUCGCGCAACCGGGCGCUGCGGGAGAUGAUGAACAGCUCACCCGCAGUGACGCGACAGAUGGGCAAGCGCGGCAAGAACCGGCUGGUGCGGGAGGCGUGGAUGGAGCUGCCCCCGGGGCAGAUGAGCAAGGAGCAGCGGCAGAAGCUGGCGGAGUGGGAGCGAAAAGUGGCGGAGCACGCCGAGGAGCUGGAGAAACACCGGCGGCUGCUGGAGGCGGAGCGGCGGGCGCUGGAGGUGGAGAUCGUAGACACGGCGGCGGGCAUGAACGCAGACCUGGCCAAGCUGAGCCAUGCGAAGGUCCGCAUGGACAUGGAGAUCGUGCACCUGGAGCGCCGCGCAGUGGACCUGGCCGCCACCGAGGCCGCCCUCGCCACCACAGAUGCCGUACGCGGUGCGCUGGUGGGGCAGCUGUCGGCGCUGACCAGCCGGCGGGCCCGGCGGGCGCCGCUGCUGGCUGCGCUGGAGCACCGGGUGGCGGUGGCGCAGCGGGCCUUUGAGGACGUGGCGUUCUCGGAGAAGCAGGUUGACAAGGCGUUCCGGCGGGAGUUCAGCAGUCGCCCCGAGCUCUGGGACGACGCACAAAAGGUCUACCGCGCCAGGACGCACCUGCUGCAGGCCUCCCCAUCAACGGCCUCAGCAGGCAUUACAGAUGCCUCAGCGCCCGGCAACCGGCCUGGCAGCAGCCUAGGGGGCGGCGGUGGUGGCGGUGGUGGUGGCGGUGGCGGUGGUGGUACCCCGCUGCUGCCGCGCAAGACGGCUCUGGAGCUGCUGAACAAGACGCCCGAGGGGGCGGCACUGGCGGUGGCCCUGGAAGCCCCGGGGCCCGCUGAGGCGCUGCUGGCCCGCUCGCAGUCCGUUGCGGCGUCCUCACCCGUCAGCCGCCAACACAGCGUCGCCCUGGCCCUCAGCCGCCGCUCCACCGCCCUCGAGUCGCUGGGCAGCACCGGCGGCGCCCCCGGCCCCGACCUGCUGCUGGUCACCCCGCGGGCGGUGGUGCGGGACAUGGCGCACCUGGCGAGACCCAAGCCGCGGCCCGGGUCGCCGCUGCAUGAGUUCGCGCGGAGGCACCUGGCCAGCAGGCCGGCGUCGCCGCUGGAGGACGGUCCCCGCAGCAUGGCCGCCUACCGCUCCGUCUCCGCGCCACCCCUGCGUCCACCCACCUCCACCGGGGGCGGGGAGCUGCCAGCUGCCGGGGAGGCAGCAGACGACGCAGCCACGGUAGCUACCACUGCCGCCGCCACUGCCGCCACCAUCGCCGCCGCCGCUACCACUACUACUACCACUCACGAUGGCAGCGGCGGUGCCGGCGGGGAGGAGGGUACCGCUGCUGGUGAUGGUGAGGGCGGAGACAGUGCAGGAGCAGCAGCAGCAGCAGGCGGGGGAGGAGGUGGUGGAGGUGUGCUAGCGUCGCGGCGGGGUGUGCCGCAGCGCUCCCCCGGUCUGCGGCUGCGGGCGCUGGCGGAGCGGUCGGGGCGGCCGCUGGACCCGCUGCUGCAGAUGGUGGCGGAUGGCCUGCCCGCCUCGGCCCUGUCCUCCGAGCUGGGGCUGCUGGGCCUGCAGCUGCCCGGCAACCCGCACGGCAACCAGGACCCCUUCAAGGUCGAGGCCCCCAUCCGUGUGUUCAACCCCGAAGCCACGGGCGCAGCGGAGGCGUUGGUGGAGUCGCUGGCGGGUGCGGGUGGGGGAGGAGGAGGAGGUGGACACGGCAGCCCCACUCGGGAGCGCAGCUCGGCAUCGGGCGGCCGCAGCACCAACACAGGCAGCGUGUCCCCCACCCGCGGCGAGGAGGCCCCCCCGGAGGGCGAGGAGGAGGACCCGCUUGACUCCCGGGAGCGGCCCGAGGGCAUAGAGGACGCGCUGUGGAUCCGACUGCUGGAGUUCAGGCAGACGCGGGCUGAGCUGGAGAGGGAAGCCGAGGAGACCUGGCGACGUGUGUCGCUGCUGACCGCCCAGCUGGACUGGAUGGAGCUGGAGGAGUCGGAGAUGGAGGCUCAGGUGGAGGAGGCGGGUGCUCGUGCGGCGGCUCUGCGGGAGGGUGCGGCGCAUAUGGGUCUGGACGUCAGCCUCACCUACCGCCUCAAGAACGGCCAGGUGGAGCUGACGGAGAAGCUGGGCGACGUGAUGGGGGUGGGCGACAUGCUGGCGGACGGGGUCAUCCUGCACCGCAACCGCAUAGAGGCGCUGAACGAGGAGGUGCUGUCGCGGGGGGAAGGAAAGAUCGAGUUGCUGGACACGCUGCGCUACACUCGCCGCAAGAUCCACCUGACGCAGUGGGAGGCGGAGGCGGCGGAGCUGUCGGGGCGGCACGCGGCGCAGCGGCUCACGGAGCUGCAGCUGCUGCACGUGACCAAGGACCUGCAGGCGGUGCUGCGCGACCCUACCAUCGUGGACCGCCUCAACGACGAGGCGCGCCUGGCGGUGCUCUGGCAGUCCGCAGCCAACCUGCACGCGCACCGACUGGAGCAGCGCAAGCGGGCGGCGGCGGCGCUGUUCAGAAGGGUGUCGCGCAGCGGAGCGGAGCAGGGCGAGCUUACCGUGGCCGAGGCCGCCGCCGAGUCCGCCUUCCAGGACUCCACCCGCAUGCACGCCAUGAUGAGCGCGGCCAAGGCGGAGGAGGACGCCACGCAGCGCCGACACAUGCGCAACAUAGUCACCAACGCGCAGCUGAGGGCCAUCGCGGCGCAGCAGGGCGCGGAGCUGGAGCGGCUGGCGGACGCCCUGCGAGCCGCACACGGCAGGACCUUCCCCACACUGGUGCAGCAGGGGCAGUGGACGCCGCCGGAUUACCGGCCGCCGCCUUCGGCGGCGGCUGCUGCUGCUGCCGCCGCCGGAGGUGGAGUGGCGGUGACGGCAGGCGGCAGGACAUCGCCGCCGGGCAGCCGUGGCGGGAUGUUCAGUCGGCGGUCGAGUCGAGCAGGAGGAGGGGAAUCCAGGCCGCCGUCGGCGAUGAUGGCGCCGCAGCUGCCAGGGGUGCUGCAGCGGACAGGUGGCGGGGGCGGAGGAGGGCCCGGGUCGCCGCCGGCGACGCCGCCGCUGCUGCCGCGCACCGGCAGCGGCCUUACGCGCAGCGGCGGCGCGGGCGCGACGCUGACGCGCGCCUACGCAGCCACCUCUACCAGCCUCGCCAGCGCUGACGGCGCCGCCGCCGCGGCCGCGGCCGCCGUCGCUGGCGGGGCAAUCGUGCUUCCGCCCAGUGUGGUUGCGGCACUUGGCGGCGCCGUCGCUGCCGCCACGGCGGCCGCCGCCGCUAGCGCUGGCGGUGGCUCUCCUGGCUCUCCUGGAGCGCUGGGCGGUGGCGCCGCCGCUGCGGGCCUGGGAGUGGCGCCGGUGCCGCCGCCGGUGGGGCCGCUGAGGCCCACGUCUGCGUUCCGUCCGAGCAGCUCAGCCUCUCGCAGGCGGUGAUGCGUGACGCGGGAUGUGAUUGGUUGGACAGAUUGGAUGGAGAGGAUGCGUGGAAGAGGGCCUUCCUAGAUAUGAAAAGCAGCGGCAGCAGUGACUGCUGCUGCUGCACCUGUGCCAGCCAGGCGACCAAGACCGAUGGUCAUGAGACUCACGACUGAGGUCCCUUCCGAGUGCAGUAUGAACAGACGCCCGCUAAGCACCUGCGACAAGGGCGCCUGGAAGAGUGUGUCUGGGGCACAUUGCUUUCCCUCCUGAUUGCGGGGAUCAGCGUGAUAAGGAGGCCGGCUAGGCUGUGUGGGCGGCGUCUUGUGCGGUGUCCUAGUAUGGCGUGCUGAACUGGUGGUAUGAGGUGGCGGGAUGGAGCAGAGCAUACCGUAGUAGAGGGCAUCUCCUUUGCAACUUUUGGCACGUCUUCUACUUUAGGCAAGGUGUGUGCUCAUAUUGGUAUAAUUGCACUGCGACCAGUCUUAACAGGUAGCGUUCGUAUGCGACGACUGCGGGCCUCUUUUGCAUCUGUGCAUGUAGGGGUGUGCGGUGGACACAUGGGACGGAAAAGCUGGCGUGCACAUCGCAUGUAUGGCUUAGCGAGCCAGGAUCAAUCCUGCCUUGGAAGAAUCUGUUGAGGCUUUCGAGCUAACGGACAAUUGCGUGCGAAAUGAUUGUUGGCAUGAACACCGACAUGUGGUAGCUAAGGUCUGAACAUACUCAUGAGCAAAGACAGCCCAUACGCCCGAAAUUCCAGCACCAGUAUGGUUGUACCCACAACACGCAACACUGUCUUCAGGACGCACAGCAGCUUCCAGAGCCCAUCUAGCCACAUGAGAUGGCACACGGUUGCUCCUAGGCCUGGACGUCGCACGACGGGGCGCUGCGAAUGACCGCUGUCGCCUGUUAGUGCUGUGCUUGUAUGUGUGUACCACGUUUACUGUUCCGGCUUUAAGGGCUAGCUGUACUAUGCAUGUCCAUUGCCGUACAUGGCUGCACCCUGGGGCGCAUUUUGGGGGCUUAGCCCUUCCGGUGAUAAGUAUUACAGCGAUCAGCUUUGCGUGAGCAUUAACAAUGAUGCCUCGGAGUCCAAUGUUGGGCGACUUCAAUGGAAUUAGCUCAUGGGUCAUGACGAUUAGCCUGACUGGCAGAGCGAUUAAGCGAGGCUUGAAUAUUUCCCUAAACCUAGCAUACGCUAGGCAUCAACUAAGCGACUCCACCCUUACCAUGCUUUGAAGUUGCGUUCUGGGCUUCGGGCUUCCUUCCUUCCUCCCUCAAGCAGAAAGCGCAUACUGCAACGCCCUUAGAUACAAAGUAGUACUGCGUUGCUCCUUAGGCCUCAACAUUACUAUUAAGUCAGAUUGUGCCCAACUGCCGCCCGUACAGAGGUGUAAGCAAACAAACAAGCGGCCAAAGCCCCAGUAACUAUACAAUUUUGUUGGAGUUAGGUGUCCUCAGCCAUUGCUUACAUUAUUGCAUAGGACCCUUUCUGACUUCUGCUGGGCUGGGGUCGCCCGCCCAAGCCCUUUGCUGGUGCUUCUCCAUAGCACCAUACGCGUUGACCUUCGUUACAGAGCGCAACCUGCCCGCCUGGCUGUGCACGCUGCUUCGCCCAUUUUCAGUACCAGCAUGCCUCCUCCCAUCGCUGUCCUCAACAGCAUUCAUUACGCCCGGGUUCAGCCCUUUCGGAACAGCGCUGGACACCGCAAUGCCUUUUGCUUCACCUACAGCGCUUUGCCGCUGGCGUCUCUUGGCCCAUCCUGUCCUUUUCGCCAAGCAAAAGCAGCAGACACGAGCACCUUCAGUAAUCGCCUGAUUGCCACCUCAGCUACUGGCCCGCAGCAUGGGAAUUCGCAUAGCAAUCCAGGGACCACGGCGACACCAGGCGGAAACACAAAUAGCUGCUUGCGAAGCAGCUACGACAAUGACAGCCAGGACGCCGACGGCAGCAGGAACGACAACAAUACCCGCAGCAGCAGCUACCCUCCUCCCGGCACCCUGGACAAUUCCUCGGUCACGUCGAUGGACUGGAACGACUGGCUCAACAGCGCCUCCUCAACAUCAUCCAUGUCAACAUCCUCGAUGGACAACCCAGAGGACAUGCCACCCGUGCCGGCCUUUGCGACCUCGGCAUCUCUCUCCGCUGCCGUGUCCAGCCGGAGUCGCGACCAAGACGGCGAUAGCAACAGCGGAUACAGCAGCAGCGAAAGCCAGAGUGACAGCGACAGUGCUGCUGACAUGACGAGCCGUGGGAACGAUGGCAAUGGUGAUGGUAGCGCCGACGAUUACGGGGAAACUGGUGGCCGUACUGCUACCAGUACUGGUACGACAGUACCUGAUGCUGCUAACGCCCAGAAUCAAAAUGCAAGCGCCAGCAUUAACGGCCGCAACAGCACCAAUUCAAAUAGCGCCAACAGCGGCGCUGCCACCACCACAACUGCAACGCUAACCAUCCGCAUCGCCUUUCACGCUGUGGCCGCAUCCUUUGACCGGCGGCAGUUGGAGACGCGGCUCAAGUCGUUGUACGGCAGUGCGGCUGUACGGAAGUACCCCGACGUAAUCCACUGCCAGCUCAGCAGGGGCCGGGAGGGGCAGCCGGGCGCCGACGCCUUCUUCUUCGACUACGGUGUGGUGGCCUGCUGGGGGCUGCAGCCCGAGCUGGAGCGGCGGCUCGUACAGGAGCUUGCCGUACAGUGUGCCGUACAACCGCUGCCGCCACGAGACCGGGAGACGGACGUCUUCAGAUGCGCCUUCACCUCCAACCCCUCAGGGCUCAUGGGGGGUGCGGGUGGUGCUGGUGCUGGUGCUGGUGCAGGCGGCGGCAGCGGCGGUGAAUCCAGAGGCGAUACCAUGGCCCCUGCUGUCACAGGCGCGCUUAGCAAUCAUGGUGGUGGCGAUGGCGAUAGCAGCAGGAGUGGCGAUGCCGGCGGCAGUGCGGGGGUAGGGCAGCCUCCCGCGGCAACACCACCGCCGCCAGCAGCGCCACCUGCUGCUGCUGCUGCGGCCUCCAUUCCCCCUCCCGUUGCUGUUGUUGACUUGGACACCCCGGGCGGCGGCAGCAGCAGCGGCAGCAGUACCGUGAGUGGCCGCAGGUUGACGAGGCGAGCGGAGCGCAGCGGCAGUGCCGCCGUCGCCGCCACGGUCGCCUCCGUUAGCCCAGCAGCAGCAGCAGGGGCAACAACACCGCUGCUCUCCAAACCCGUACCCACUCCGCUGCCGCUGGCGCCGCCUCAGUCUCAGCCGCCGCCGCCGCCCCAGCAGCAGCUUCAGCAGCCGACGGAGGCUCAGGCCAGGCAGCCGCGGCCCCCUCCACCGCCCCCACCUGCGCCCGCGGGUCCCCACUCCCUGGUGUCCUUCCCGCCCCAGAUCACGGACGACACGGUGCUGCUGCACGUGCGGUGCUGCGGGGACAUUGCCACGCUGCUGGCCGUCAGCUACGCGCUGGCGCAGUCCACCAAGCUGUCCGCCUUUGAAAAGGCGGUGGCGGCCAUGGUUGACGAGACUCGCGGGCUGCCCGAGGCGCUGGCGGAGCAGGGGGAGGUGGCCCUGUCGGAGCGGCAGAUCGGGAAGCUGAUCGGCAAGGUGUUUGUGCUCAAGCGCUCGGUCAACCUGAUGGGCAGUGUGGCGGGGACACCGGAGUUCUUCUGGUACGCUCCAGACCAGUUGCAGGCGCUCUACAGCCGCAUCACGGAGUACGUGGAGUUGGCGGAGCGGGUGGAGCAGCUGAACGGCCGGUUCGCGGUGCUGCAGGAGAUGUUGGAGCUGCUCCGCUCGCAGGCCGAGGCGCGUCACGGCACGCGGCUGGAGCUGGUGGUGAUCUGGCUGAUCGUGGUGGAGGUGGUGCUGGGGGUGUUUGAGCUGCUGGAGCUGUUUGGGGUGGUGGGGCCGAGGCAUGGGGGAGGACUGUAGGGGGGGGAAGACCAUACCAAACCAUUGGAAACCACAGGUUAGGGCAAAGCAGCGGGGAUAGGAGGCGGCAGAGUGCCACAAGACAAAGUAGGGGGGGAUAAAGAGGAGGAAACGAAACGAGCUGUAUGAUAAGGCUAGGCUGGGCCUAGGGCACGGUUAGGGAUGUGGUGGGGGAGGGUGGUGUGGUAAGGGUGUGUGUGUUGCUACUAAGCAUAUGUAUAAAGAUGUGGGAAAGCAUGCGAGUAAACCUUAGUGCAGGCAUUGCCGGUAUUUAGGCUGGCGAGUGCGGUGAGCGCCUAGCAUUACGAUACACAGGGCUGUGGCAGCAGUUUUGCAGAAAAGCCGUUGCCACCUUCUGGACCGAAAGCGUGGCUACACGGGGAGUGCUGUACUUCCGUACACGAGCGGGUCCAGAGCGCAGUUGUGGGGCAGGACAGGCGCAGGCAUGGUUUGCUUCUUGUAUUGCAAUUUAAGAGCGAGAGGAAAGAGAGAGCGGGAGAAAGAGAUAGUGGAGCGGUCGAGUGUCAGUAUCCGUUGUGAAGGGUUGAGUGUUACGGGUACGCGAGAGAUGCUUUAUGAGUGAUCAUUGAUGGUACAGGUAUGGUCAGGUCCUAUUCGUGCAAACAUGUAUGGGGCUUACAUUUUUGAAGGAAUCCGUAGGAGUGUACAAGAUGAAGCUCAUGCACAUGCGAGGGAGUUCGUUGGCUCCCCGUGUUGCCCCUCCUCCCUCCCUCAACUCCCAUGAAAAGGCCCC
Messenger RNA from Astrephomene gubernaculifera, 13041 nucleotides. The record is from the annotation of a GenBank genome assembly. NCBI's taxonomy places the organism in Eukaryota, Viridiplantae, Chlorophyta, Chlorophyceae, Chlamydomonadales, Astrephomenaceae.